AUGAGCGGGCAGUUCUCAGCCGGCCUCGCCAGCGGGCGCUGGGGAGGGGCAGAUGCUCCCCGGGGAAACAAGCCCGACCUGUUUGCCACGGGCCGUGGCUGGCGCAGGAAUGUGGGCGGUUGGUGGCCCCGGGUGGGUCCCGCGGGGACGCCGAGCCCGGCUGCCCGCACUCCCGCCCUCGGCACCCGCGCUCCCGCAACGAUGUUCCUGCCGUUCCUCCUGCUCCUGGCGACGGCCCACGGGCUGGUCCACGUCUCCUACACCCCCACUCUGGCCGACUCUUUGAUGGGCCGGAUCACCGCCUCCACCUUCGCGCUGAACCAGCCCCGCUGUAUCUUCCGCUCUUUGGAAAACGACACCAACAUCAUCAUCUGGCUGGUGGUGGCCACCCCCGAGGCCACAGCAAACUUCAGUAACAGCCUGCAGGCAGGGAACCCCGCCGGGGCGUACCAGGCGUUCCCGUCUCCCACCACUGCCUACAUGACCCUCGGUACCAGCAUCCUCCAGUACCCCUGCCAAAACUCUUCCGGGGACAUCACGGUGCUGCGGGUGGGCAGCGAGACCAGCUGUGCCAAUAAUCCAGGAAGACCCACCUGCAACGGCCCCCUGCCCGGCCCGGGGCCAUACAAGGUGAAGUUCCUUGCCUUCAACCGCUCCGAGCCUGUGGCUGAGACAGACUGGUCGGAUCUUAUCACUCUGAAUAAAGCUGACCCCUACAGCAGCACCUCCACCAUGGAGGGCAGGCACAGUGGUGGCAUGAUCGCCAUCACCACCAUCCUCUCCAUCCUCUUGGCCGUCCUGCUGGCCGGGCUGGUGGCCAUGCUGAUCUUCGGGAGCUCGGACUCCUGCAGCGGCAGCAGCACCUUCACCAAGCCGGAGAUGGUGACAGUGAGGAAGUACAACACCCACCACGUCUACGACCAGCCCGCUGCCCGGCUCUGA
Molecule: messenger RNA, 942 nt
Organism: Apus apus (common swift)
Lineage: Eukaryota; Metazoa; Chordata; Aves; Apodiformes; Apodidae
Product: uroplakin-3b-like protein 1
Exons: 6
Coding region: 1-942 (313 amino acids)
Source: RefSeq, a predicted model, not a curated record